Cotesia glomerata is the source of this 3862-nucleotide messenger RNA. RefSeq lists its product as uncharacterized. The record is from RefSeq and is a predicted model, not a curated record. Gene Ontology annotation, molecular function: DNA binding. NCBI's taxonomy places the organism in Eukaryota, Metazoa, Arthropoda, Insecta, Hymenoptera, Braconidae. The transcript has 3 exons. The coding region runs from base 769 to 3423 and encodes 884 amino acids.
AUAGUUCUACACGUUUUAUUCUUAGUGACUAUAUCGUUACAAUGAUUGUGACACUCUUUGAGGCUCAAAGCUUAAAGCUUGAAGUAGACAUUUUUCAUGUAGACUAACUUCAAUGAAAUAUAAUACUCUCUAAAUGUUUAUCGAAUCAAUAUAGUAGCAAAGGUUUGGCUUGGUCCUAAAAUCAAGAGCGCGGACAUUACCCUCGCAUGUACUGGAUAUAUUUGAAAACGAUUACACGAACUGUUUGUCCUUAUAUUAUGACGCACCGCCCACGUUACAAAGAUAAGUAUAACGAUGAGCGAUAAUGACCGUGGUAGUAUCAAAACAUGACCUUUAGGUGUCACUCAAAGUAGAUUUCCCCCACUCUCCACUUUCGAGGUCACUAUACUCCGUCAAAUACGGCAUGCGCACUGGCGUAUACGGUAUUCAAGUUUUGGCUUUAGACGUAAAACAACUUAUCUAUUCGAAGAAAAAGUGGAUAAAAAGUAGAAAACAUUGGUUUAUCUAUUCAUGAAGAAAAAAAGAUACUGAUUGAAAUAUUUGGGAUUCACACAUAAAACAGAUACAAGCAUCAAAAUGGUAUAUUUUAGCAUUAAUUCUUUAAAAGUAAUAUGCAAAUGAUGAUAUCAUAGAAUAAUCGAUGGAAAACUCCACGCGGUAGGUCUGUGAACGAAUGGGGCCCGCCCGGGUGAUAACCAAUUAUAGACUGACGCUACUGGGUAGUUUUGAUAAUAUCGAUUUACUUUGUAUUUAAGAAAGUAUUUUUAUAUGUUUCAGAUGAAACGUCAUAAUAACUAUAGGCGAGCGUUUUAUGUUGUUCAAUUCGUAGAAUUGCCUUUUGAAGGUAUUGAUGAUUACGUAUGCGUGCCGUAUAUGUGGCUGAUGUUUCGCAAAGCGACGGAUCAGAAGGCUGUCGUUGCAUACCCUAAAGAUGAAGAUCCUUUCAACACCAGAGAUCGCGUUAAGAGGAAGGAAAGACGCAAUGACGAGUGGAGAUUUUAUAUGGCUAUCGUUAAAUAUGAAUCAGAUAGUUACGGAGAUGCAGAAUAUUGGAUUGCGACGAGAAAUGAUUAUGGACCUUUAGUAGAAGAAGAAUUAAAAACAACAGAAUCAGAACCAAAGUUCCCGUUAAACAAGAAAUUGCGUGUUGCCAACCGAAACUAUUCGUCGAAAUUAAAUGAUAAUCCUCGGAAACUACUGCCGAGAAUAUCAAUCAAGCGACCAGCACUACCAGAACCGAACAAACAACUUGAUGGGAAAUGGAUGAAACUGGAUGAUGAUGCUCAGUCAUCUAGUACUGUUGUUACCGACGCUAAUGCAGAGCCUGGAUCUUCAAGACAGGAACAAUCAAUUAUCACCCAGGACAACCAGCCAAUAGAAUCUGCUCAGACAGAAAGAACUGCUAGUGAUUCUCACGGUACAUCGAGCUCCUCUCAGCGGAAAGAUGAAAACCUCCAAGAAUCGUUACCAAUACAAGAGCAAGAAGAUAUAAGUAUACCGUACAUAGAUGUAGCUACACCAGAUACACCAGCCCUUGUUAUAGACAACGAUGAAGAAGUACAGCCUACCAGUAUUGUGAAACAGCAAGUAACCUCUAAUCAAGCUAUCUCACAAUUUACUGAACAGCCGGAACCCAUCCGGGAACCUCAAAUUCCAGUGGCCCCGUCAAUCGAGGUGACUACCAAUAAUCAAGGAUCCUGCAUGGAUGAUGUAUUAAAUAAUGGACCUACUUCUCAUCACUUACUAAAUUCACCAAAAAUUUCUGCUCAAUUAUAUAGUCAAAUAAACGAGGCACGGCAUUUAAUACCGACUCAAAAACCGGUUAAGAGAAAAAUGCGCCUCAUGAAUAUCGCAAGAAAUUUGACCAUUACCGAACAGAAAUCGAAUUUAAUGGACCGAACUGGAUCUUUAUCGAUGCACUCAGUGCCGACUCAACAACAAUAUCACACGUUGUCUUAUCAGAAUCAAUAUCUACCGAUUAAUCAAAAUAACUUUGAACAAGACUUACUUAGGAAAUCUGCAGAGAGCAACAAUUACGAACAGCGACCUAACUCUCGAACUAUCAGCAUGAGUACUCCAUCUAUCGGACAAAAUUCUAUUCUUUCUUCCAAUCCGUUAUACCAGAUCUCCGAGCUUCCACAACAGAGAUCGUCGCAGCCAACUCAACAAGACUCACAACAACAACCACAGAAACCGAAAAUACGGAUUGGCAUCUCUACCAAGCCAAAAAACAACCGGCAAGCACCUACCCUUGAAGUCACGAAAAAAACGCUGUCGAAUAUUCUUACAAAGGUUCUAAAUUCGGUACGACAAGCAUUAUCAACUACUCAUAAACAAUAUCUUCUGAACGACCAGCAAUUUCAGGGUAAUCAUAGUGAACGUACACUUGUUAAUGAAAAUCAUCUAAGCAAAAUUGACAAUACAUUGCAAAUAAAUGAGUGGAUGGAAGAAGAAACUCCGUCAGCGCAUCAUGGAGCAAAUUCAGAUUCCGAUACUAUUAUCGAUCAUGAAGUAACCUCAGUUCAUGAGAUGUCUGCAGAUGAAGCACCUAUUGAAAGAACGAAUAACUUUUACGGCACUGGAAUCACUUCUGGAAGUAGCUCUGCAGACAGAUCGAUAGUUGCACAAAACUCUACGAACCACCAAACGCAUUCUAAAGUUGUAUUAGAGCAGCAAAUGUUAGACAACUUCGCUACCCUCUUCACUCAAAUGGGAUCUACUUUGCGUUGUACAUGUGAUAUGUACAACACCCUACGAAGUUCGAACCUCGAUACUGCCGCAACAUACAAAAAAUUGUUGGGUACAGUCGAAGAAUUCAACUCAGCGCAAAAUUUAGCCAGCAAUUCAUCUUCUUCGAGCAACCGAACAGAAGAAGUCUCACAGUUCCCUGAAGAAAGAUACAUGAAAAUAUCAGGAAGAUCAAAUUCAAGUAAUACCAAUCGAUAUAGCAAGAAAGUUGCUAACAAUCCACCGAAGAAAAAACACAACUCAUGGCGUUUUGUUCUACCAUCGGAAUAUGAUCCCCAUGAUACAAAAUGGACAUUGAAGUAUCGAACCAAUCUGCCAGGACUCGUAGAACUUAUGCCUCAAAGUGGUGUUUACGUUAGCUACGGAGACCUCAAAUACUGUCAGCAAGUAUCAAAAGAUUGCAAAUCAUUAGCACUACGAUUAUUACCAGCAGUAUUUAACAGCAAAGCAUUGAGUGUUUGUUUAUCAAUAACUGAGAGAGCGCAGGCUUCUGAUAAUGUUGGAUCCAAUGUAAGGCCAGAAUUAGAUGAUCACGCGUGUUCGGUAUUGUUAAAUUUCGUUUUAGAGCACGGUCUCCAACAUGGUUGGAAUACUGACCUACAACCUAUCCUCAGUACUUUACACAGUAAGAUUCAAGAGAUUCGGUUUAGAUAUGGUGUGAUGGUUGAAUGUUAACUAUUGUGAUUACUAAUUAUUGAUCAUAAGUCGAGUUAUCUCAUGUUCUCAAAUACUGAGGCUAAGAACUUUGCCAUUUUUUUAUUAAUUCAUUCAUUUAAUCAAUCACUUUCAUAAAUCUUUCAUCAUAGUAACUUAUUGCAUUCCAUCUUUAAUGCGAUCAACAAUUUUAUGUUAUAGUUUUUAGAUCUCUAGAGAAACGUAUAGUACAAAUGUUUUAGAAAACUAUUAUUUUUAGUGAAAAGUUUUUCUGUCCUACUAUUGUUAAGAUUUAAAUAUGUAUUACCCACCUGUAUUAUUUAUCAUAGCAGAAUUUAUUAUCUAUCAGUUUUAUGAUAGUGUAUUAGUUGAAUUUUGGGAAUGUUUUACGGGUAUUUAGUAUCAUUCUCAAGACUGUAGUUAAAGUAUUACAAAAUUAUUAGGAGGUAACUACAAGUAU